Messenger RNA from Neurospora tetraspora, 1579 nucleotides. Its product is annotated as NUDIX hydrolase domain-like protein. Bases 142 to 1272 code for a protein of 376 amino acids. Lineage: Eukaryota; Fungi; Ascomycota; Sordariomycetes; Sordariales; Sordariaceae. The transcript has 3 exons. The record is from RefSeq and is a predicted model, not a curated record. Gene Ontology annotation, molecular function: isopentenyl-diphosphate delta-isomerase activity. Gene Ontology annotation, cellular component: cytoplasm. Gene Ontology annotation, biological process: isoprenoid biosynthetic process; isopentenyl diphosphate biosynthetic process.
CCCUAUUUUCGUUUCUGCUUGGGCAAAACAACCAAUCAACGUACAAGACGCCAUUCCCACGUCAACGGCCAGCUCGCUUGCGUCCACGAAAACUGCCAAACAGUCUCUUAUCUCAGACCUCGGAAGAAUUGCCAACAUUCAAUGCGAGCCCAACCGAUAUUCAGCCUAGUCGCCCGGGCUCGCCCAAACCGUUCAGGCGAUAGUGUCGCGACUCGCGAGUGUUUGCCGAGCUCUGAGUGGUCGAAAAGGGGUUUGUCACAUCAAGGGCCCGUUCUGGACUUGGCUCGUGCCCCGAAAAUUGCCUGUUUGAGGUUAACUCCCCCGCGGCGCCCCGCCACUCCAACAUUAUUAUCAUUGUUUGUGGCUGCUGUGCCGUCCCAUCGUCGCCUCUGGUGCUCCCGAGAGGCGAACCGCUGCUUCUCGACCUCGACCCCUUUUUCCUCUACAAAGGCCGUCCCUCUACAAUCGAUUACUUCCUCGACAACCCUCACCCUUCGAGCCAACAUGUCGACCGCUACCACUACCACCGUUGCCGAGCCCAUCACGGCCGAGACAAUCCUUCGCCUCUUUCCCGACAUCGACACGAGGAGCGACGCGCUCGAGGGUCACGAUGAGGAGCAGAUCCGCUUGAUGGACGAGGUCUGCAUUGUCACCGACGAGAAUGACCUCCCCAUUGGCACUGCCAGCAAGAAGCUCUGCCAUCUUAUGACCAACAUCGAUAAGGGUCUCCUUCACAGAGCCUUCUCCGUCUUCCUAUUCAACGACAAGAACGAGCUUCUUCUCCAGCAGCGCGCCACCGAAAAGAUCACCUUCCCCGACAUGUGGACCAACACCUGCUGCUCGCAUCCUCUGAACCUUGCCAACGAGACCGGAUCGACCCUUCCCGAUGCUAUCGCCGGUGUCAAGAACGCUGCCCGGAGGAAAUUGGACCAUGAGCUGGGCAUCAAGCAGGAGCAGGUUCCCUUUGAGGAUUUCCGUUUCCUUACCCGCAUCCACUACAAGGCUCCUAGCGAUGGAAAGUGGGGUGAGCACGAGAUUGAUUACAUCCUCUUCAUCAAGGCCAACCCCGAGGUAAACGCCAACCUGAACGAAGUCCAGGCCACACAGUGGGUUUCUGCCGAGAAGCUCAAGGAGAUGUUCAAGGACCCAUCUCUCAAGUUCACCCCCUGGUUCAAGCUCAUCUGCGAGUCCAUGCUCUUUGAGUGGUGGGCUUCCCUCGACAACGGGCUUGAGAAGUACACCGACGAGCAGGAGAUCCGCCGCAUGCUUUAAUAAGCGAGUGCAAGCAAAGAGACAAACACGAUGAACGAGAGCACCAUCGUGUGUGUGGAAACGAGAACUUUAAAGAAAGAAAGAAACCAUUGCCUGCCGGAUUUACGCCUUUCGCAGCCAGACAGGACUUAUAACUCUAAUCAUAUUACCUACGUUCACCCAACGCCGAGAUAUCCGCUUUUGUGCGCUUGACGAAUAAGACGUCGUGCAAAGAGCCUUUUAGUUUCUGAUUUUCAUUUUCUUGCGUCGGUCACGGUUGGCGCUCAGCGGGAUUGUUCAUUCGGGAGCAAGAUGAGGGGCGGGGGGG